UCCGGGAGCUGGGAGCGCGGCGGCCGGCGGGGCCAAGUCAUUCUGCUGACUUCUCCCAGCCUGGCUGGCAGGUUUAAAACCCAGCGUGCAGACGCAGAAGGAAGCUGCAGGCAGCACUGAAGGUCUGUUGACUUAGAGAAGGCUCGGAAGCAUGGAAAGCCUCUGUGCAGCAAACACCACUUUUGCUGUGGACCUGUUCAGAAAGCUGUGUGAGGAGAGAAGUGGGAAGAAUGUGUUCUUUUCACCAUUUAGUAUUUCUUCUGCUUUGUCUAUGGUUUUGCUGGGUUCCAGAGGUAGCACUGAAGCCCAAAUAAGUAAGGUGCUCUCUCUGAAGAAUGCCCAGGAUGCUCACAAUGGGUAUCAAUCCCUUCUCUCUGAGAUUAAUGAUCCAAACACCAAAUACAUCCUGAGAACUGCAAACCGGCUCUAUGGAGAAAAGACCUUUGAGUUUCUUGCAUCUUUCAUAGAGUCGAGUCAGAAAUCCUACCAUGCUGGCCUAGAGCAGAUGGACUUCCUGCAUGCCUGGGAGGAUUCCAGGAAACAAAUCAAUGGCUGGGUAGAGGAAAGGACUGAAGGUAAAAUUCAGAACCUGUUGGCAGAGGGAAUUCUCAAUUCCCUGACCAGACUUGUGUUGGUCAAUGCCAUCUAUUUCAAGGGCAACUGGGAAGAGCAGUUCAACAAACAGAGUACCAGAGAAAGGCCAUUCCACAUUAACAAGAACGAGACCAGACCUGUGCAGAUGAUGUUCAAGGAGGCGAAUUUUAACAUGACGUACAUUGGGGAGCUGCAGACCAAAAUCCUUGAGCUCCCCUAUGUGGGUAAUGAAGUGAGCAUGAUCAUCCUGCUCCCUGAUGCAAUCCAGGAUGGAUCCACAGGCUUGGAAAGACUGGAAAGAGAACUUACCUAUGAGAAGUUAAUAGAUUGGAUCAAUCCUGAAAUGAUGGACUCUACAAAGGUGAGGGUGUCUUUACCCAGAUUUAAACUAGAAGAAAACUAUGAUCUGAAACCCCUUCUGAGCAGCAUGGGAAUGCCUGAUGCCUUUGACUUGGGGAAGGCAGACUUCUCAGGAAUUUCAACUGGCAACGAGCUGGUGCUGUCUGAAGUGGUUCACAAGUCCUUUGUGGAAGUCAAUGAAGAAGGCACUGAAGCAGCUGCUGCCACAGCUGCAGUGAUGAUGAUGCGCUGUGCCAUGAUAGUUCCAGAAUUCACUGCUGAUCGUCCCUUCCUCUUCUUCAUCCGGCACAACAAAUCCAGCAGCAUUCUGUUCUGUGGCAGGUUCUGCUGUCCCUAAGGAGGAGAUGUCUGGGCAGCACAGGUGCCAUCACACAAUAAAUGUACAUUUCCCUGGAACAA
Prinia subflava (tawny-flanked prinia) is the source of this 1353-nucleotide messenger RNA. Its product is annotated as serpin B6-like. The record is from RefSeq and is a predicted model, not a curated record. The coding region runs from base 152 to 1291 and encodes 379 amino acids. The transcript has 8 exons. Gene Ontology annotation, cellular component: cytoplasm. Gene Ontology annotation, molecular function: serine-type endopeptidase inhibitor activity. NCBI's taxonomy places the organism in Eukaryota, Metazoa, Chordata, Aves, Passeriformes, Cisticolidae.